AUGAUGUAGUCACUUUGAUCCUUGAUCCAAGCUCUCCACUAUCGUGAGGAUUUCUACAUUUGUGAGGGAAAAGAAAAGAGAGAAGGACAAAUGUGAAAUAAAAAAGAACAAUAGGUCAUUUUCUUAUUUGAAUUUAGAUUAUUUGAAAUGUGAGGGUUUCCACAUUUGUGUUUUUUUGUUUGAGUCAGAUCUAGAUUAUCUAACCUAAAUCUUAAUACAUUCUCCAACACUAGUUAGAUUAUCCACUUUAUACACAAUUAAAAACUGUUGCAGAAAAAUGUAGAGAUCUAUGUUCAAUAUUGCCCUUGCAAAUGUAGAUUUUAUUCUUAAUAUAUUCACCUCUUUUAAUUAUAAUUCCAUCUGGGCUUUUAUGCGUUAGUUCACUUGGUUUAUGGGUGCCUUUUUUUUACAAUCUAAUAUGUAGUUCAUAUAUAUGUGCAUUCCAGAGUAUUCACCUAAUUGAAUAUAUUUUUAUGGACCACAUUCUUAAAAGAUUUGAAUUAUUUCAUAUUAGAAUUUAAAAAAUCACUAUACUUUCCUAUAUCUAAGGGAAUGUAAUAUGAUUGAAUUUAUCUUCAGAAGAUACAUUUUCCAACUUUUAAUAUACUACUAUUUUCAUGAUUUUACGAAUUAA
Messenger RNA from Spirodela intermedia, 634 nucleotides. The record is from the annotation of a GenBank genome assembly. Lineage: Eukaryota; Viridiplantae; Streptophyta; Magnoliopsida; Alismatales; Araceae.